Solanum dulcamara is the source of this 2399-nucleotide messenger RNA. Its product is annotated as B3 domain-containing protein Os03g0120900-like. The coding region runs from base 560 to 1894 and encodes 444 amino acids. Lineage: Eukaryota; Viridiplantae; Streptophyta; Magnoliopsida; Solanales; Solanaceae. The transcript has 2 exons. The record is from RefSeq and is a predicted model, not a curated record. Gene Ontology annotation, molecular function: DNA-binding transcription factor activity; DNA binding.
CCAACGAGUACACAGCGAAUGAACUCGGAAGGAAGGAAAGAAGGAAAGAAGUCUGAAAGAGAAUAACUAGAAUGAAAUUUACCUAACUUAAAAAAGAAGAUUCCACCCACUUAGACAAAUUACCCACGUACCUUGUCAUCCUCCGCUCCGUCUCUCUUUUAUCUCUCUAUCUCUAUCUCUAUCUCUAUCUCUUAACUCUCUCCCUCUCUCACACACAAGGAGAAGGAGAAGGAGAAAAAGAACAGGCGGCUUUUGAAUCUGACUACUCUGGAAUGGGUGAUAACUAAUGAGAGUCAUCACGGCCUCUUUGAGUCUUCCUGGACAACAAACAAAGAAAGCACUCACCCGCAUAUUUGCUUUCUAAUUUCUGUAUUCUAGUUUAUGGCCUAAUUAUGGGAGGGUACUCUUUCAACCCUAGUUCCAGCUCCUCUCACAGUCGGAAUAACCACUAACCACAUAUAGUACUGGACGCAAUCGCUUUUUGGGGCUUGUUUCUUAUCACAUCUUCUCUAAUUAGAUCUAUGCCUCGGACAAGUGCGGUCGUCGACGGUCCUAGAUCAUGAAUUUCUUCUCAGCUGGACGUGGCUUCAACGAUCAAGGCUCCUCAAAAGGUACACGCCCAUUUUCUCAUUCUUCUUCUUCUUCCAGACAGAAGAUUCUAGUUCCUUUAUCCUAUCAGCAGCAACAGCAACAGCAAAGAAGUUGGUUAAGCAGCAGCAGCAGCACCACUAAUAAUGGUGAAGACAGUACUGAUCUCGUGAUGAUGGAUACUCUUCCUAGCGAAAAUCUUUGUGAUGGCGACCCUGUAGAUGAUAAUCAUGAUCUAGGAGUUGGUGAAAGUAAUACGAUUGAGCGAGAACACAUGUUCGAUAAGGUAGUCACUCCCAGUGACGUGGGCAAGCUCAAUCGCUUAGUCAUCCCCAAACAGCAUGCUGAAAAGUAUUUUCCUCUGGAUUCCACUACCAACGAGAAAGGCCUCCUCCUCAAUUUCGAAGACAGGAAUGGAAAGCCUUGGCGCUUCAGAUAUUCCUACUGGAAUAGCAGUCAAAGCUAUGUAAUGACCAAAGGUUGGAGCCGCUUCGUGAAGGAGAAGAAGCUCGAUGCUGGGGAUAUUGUCUCAUUUCAGCGUGGAAUCGGUGAAUUGGGCAAGGAUCGUCUCUUCAUCGACUGGAGGCGCCGUCCAGACGCCCCCGACCAUCUCCACUAUACCCAUUUCACUAAUCAUGUGCCGCUUUCACACCAUAAUAAUUUCUAUCGCUACCCAGCUGCUGCUGCUUGGAAUAGUCCUCCCUUUUUGCAGCCUCCUCCUGAACAUUCACAUUUACAUUCCCGUCUGAUGCUGGAAUCUGCAUCUGGCAGCAUGUCUCAUCAUCAUCAGCAAUCUUAUCCUCCGCAUAGCUACAGCACCUAUGGAUCCAGUCCUAAUUAUUACUACGACACUUGUAAUUUCAACAACAGCAAUACAACCGUGGUAAAUGGAAACCCUUGUCCGAGCGGGUCAGUAAUUUAUCUCAGAUCAGGGUCAGCUCAAGUCCCACAAAAGGCUGGGUUAAUGCAAAGAGGUCAUAGUAGUAGUAGCGUUGGAGGGAGUGGCAGGAUUUUGGAGCCAGUGGUGUUCGACUCGGUACCGGUUGUCCAAGGCAAGGCAGCAGCAAAGCGACUCAGGCUGUUCGGAGUGAAUAUGGACUGUCCCAUCUCAGACUCGGAUGAAUCAUGUGAAAUCACAUCCUCAUCCUCUUCCUUGCCUAAUCCCGCUGCUACAGCAACUUAUUCUCAUGUCCCCCAAUUUUUGUCAUCAUCAUUCAGGACUUUUAACAACAACUAUGCCAACCCGCCGGCAGCCACUGAAGAAGAAUCGUUCGACGAAGGCAAGCUAUAUAUCUCUAGUACGUAGCAGUGGGAAUGCAUAACUAGCUCCUCUCAGCGUCAGUCAGGCUAAUGAAUGAUGGGAUCGGAAGGGAAUUAACAAAAGUCGUGCUUUCAAUUUCAUGAAUGAAUUUUGUUUUUAUUACCUUUGGUAGGUUGUUGUUCUUGUCGCUGCUUCGUUGGGCACGCCCGCCAGGUACUACGAUUGCUUCAGAUCUAGCUAGCUUUUAUAAAAGGUACGUACAUAACAUUUCAUCGUGACUAACUUGGCCAUCUAUCAUCAACUGAUCAUGCGAGCUACCUACUUCUAAAGAUGCUUCUACUACUAGUAUGUAUAGUUAUUUCUUCACACUUAUCAUUUUUUUUAAAUCUUGGUAACUUCUUCCUGUCAGAUCUAUAUGUAUGCCUUUUCUAUUCAAAAAAGCUAGCAGAUCAAUGUGCCUCAGCCCAAUCUUGUUAAUUAAGAGAAACAGUUCCCAUUUAUUUGUUUGAAAAUGGUAUUCCUAAAUAUCUGUAUCUGAAAUCAAAUGAAA